Messenger RNA from Gasterosteus aculeatus aculeatus (three-spined stickleback), 2274 nucleotides. RefSeq names its product ammonium transporter Rh type C 1. Gene Ontology annotation, molecular function: ammonium channel activity. Gene Ontology annotation, cellular component: plasma membrane. Gene Ontology annotation, biological process: ammonium homeostasis; ammonium transmembrane transport. The record is from RefSeq and is a predicted model, not a curated record. Lineage: Eukaryota; Metazoa; Chordata; Actinopteri; Perciformes; Gasterosteidae.
UGCUUUAAUGCUGCUGCUCAGGGCCUUUGCAGUCACUUUGAUCCCACUCGGAUCAUCCAGCUGCAGCUCUCCGCGGUCAUUGCGAAGGAUUCGGACUAACCAAGCGCGAUGGGCUGUGUUCAGAGCUUCAGGGAAUUGUGCGACCGUCAAAAAAAUACCAAUGUUCGUAAGAGUCUCCCGGCAGUUUGCAUCGUGUGGCAAACAGCCAUGAUCAUCUUGUUUGGGGUAUUUAUUCGCUACAAUGAAGAAGCAGAUACGCACUGGGUCGAGCACAGACACACAAAGAAUAUAUCAAGUGACAUAGAGAACGACUUCUACUACAGAUAUCCGAGUUUCCAGGAUGUCCACGUGAUGAUCUUUGUUGGAUUUGGCUUCCUCAUGACGUUUCUUAAGCGCUACAGCUUCGGCGCUGUGGGUUUCAACUUCCUCAUCGCAGCCUUUGGCCUCCAAUGGGCGCUGCUGAUGCAGGGCUGGUUCCACUCCCUGGACUACACGGAUGGAAAGAUCAAAAUCGGAGUUGAAAACAUGAUCAACGCUGACUUCUGCGUGGCGGGCUGCUUGAUAGCCUACGGAGCCGUGCUCGGUAAAGUCAGUGCAGUCCAGCUGCUGGUUAUGACGCUGUUUGGGGUCACGUUGUUUGCUGUGGAGGAAUAUAUUAUCCUAAAUGUCAUACAUGCCAGAGAUGCCGGAGGCUCCAUGGUGAUCCACACAUUCGGAGCUUACUACGGCCUUUCCAUCUCCUGGAUGCUCUAUAGGCCGAACCUGGACCAGAGCGACCGUCUGCACGGCUCCGUCUAUCACUCCGAUGUCUUUGCCAUGAUCGGCACCCUCUUCCUGUGGAUGUUCUGGCCCAGCUUCAACUCGGCCAUCACAGACCACGGCGACGGGCAGCACAGAGCGGCCAUCAACACGUACCUGGCUUUGGCCGCAACAGUGCUCACUACUGUUGCCAUAUCCAGCCUCUUCCAGAAGCAUGGGAAACUAGACAUGGUCCACAUCCAGAACGCCACUCUUGCUGGAGGUGUUGCAGUCGGAACUGCAGCAGAGUUCAUGCUGAUGCCCUACGGCGCUCUGAUUGUGGGAUUCUGCUGUGGAAUCAUCUCCACACUGGGAUAUGUCUACCUCUCGCCUUUCAUGGAGAAGUACCUGAAGAUUCAGGACACGUGUGGCAUCCAUAACCUGCACGCCAUGCCAGGAGUCAUCGGUGGUAUUGUGGGAGCCAUUACUGCUGCAUCUGCAACAGAGUCUGUUUAUGGUGUUGAGGGGCUCAUCAACACCUUUGACUUCAAAGAGGAUUUCAAAGACAUGGUACCCUCACGGCAGGGCGGCCACCAGGCUGCGGGCCUCUGUGUAGCACUCUGCUUCGCUGUGGGCGGAGGUAUCGCUGUCGGUUGUAUUUUAAGACUACCUAUCUGGGGAGAUCCUGCUGAUGACAACUGUUUUGAUGAUGAGACCUACUGGGAGGUCCCUGAUGAGGAAGAGGACGUCCCACCAAUUCUCCAUUACAACAACCACAUGCGGAACAAAGACGUAGCGGAGUCAAAUUUCUCUGUGGAACAGAGCGCACGCUAGGCCUCGCCCUAUUGGCCGUCUGUCUUCAUCACACAUGAUCUGUUUGUAACUUUUCAUUUUCCUACUUGACAGGAUGUUCAUUUCACACAAUUAAUUCCCAUAUUUGAACUUUGUUUGCUUAAGACCUACACGAGUUGCACUUUGCUGUAGAUUCCUGUCUAUAUGACAUAAUAGUCAGCAGGUCACAUUGAAAGACAAUACACAAGCUUUUUUUUAGCUUGUUUACUGCUGUCAGCUUAAUUUGCUACACUAUUGUUUGCAUUGUUUCUUUUCCUUUUUAUUGCAGUUGGAAGCAUUAAAAAGUGAGAUUUAAUAAUUGUGUCUUCUGGAGAGGUUUGUAUGAUGGCUAUGGCUAUGUAUCAUGUUAGUUAUUAUGGAUUGUGAAAAUGAAAGCCUAUGGCAUUGGUUUUAAAUUUAGUAAUGCUAUGACAUAAAGGAUGUUCAGUAUCCUUUUACAUGGAGCCACCAUAGUGUAGCAUUAGUAAGCAUUAUAUCAAAUCUAAAUGUCUUUCAAAACCCCAUGAUGUAUUGUUGCAAUCACAAAAUAAUAUAUUUUUUAAUUGUAUUGUAUUGUGUUUUAUUUUUAUCUUCACCAGCCCCCCCCGUAUGGCGCUCGCGGGGGGAGUUAGUGAGGAAUGCACUCAUAAACAUCACAUUGUGGUGCACAAUAAACGAUUUAUCAAAUGUUUUGCUUUACGUAGA